UUACCACCUCUUUUCACAUUUUCUUUCUUGGAAACAUACUGGAAAUCUAGUCAGUGAGCAGAUUUUACACUGAGCCUCCUGAAAUGUUGAAACUGAUCAACCUGGAGUUUGGGUGCUUGUAGCUGGUGGCAGCUCUGUUUCUUUUUUCUCUUCCCCUCUAUCAUCAGAGAACAAUCUAUCCAUGUGACUAUCAUCUGAUAUAGUGAUGACUGAAAGUAUUUUAUUUUCAUCGUUCAGGGGACAUGGUUUUGUUCUUAAAUCAAGUAUCAGUUGUUAGAGGUUCUCUUGAUUUAGUUCCCUUUAUGAUGGGUACAUGGACUCAUUUCUUGACUGCAUAGUUGACCGAUUUCUUUUGUCACCUGCUGGCAUGGUUGAUGAACCGCCAUAGAAGGAACUAGAAGCAUGAAGAAUUUGAGAACAACAUUCAGAAUGAAGAGAUUGUUUGAUGAUGCACUGUAGUUUGUAACUGAUAUUAGUCAUCGUGGAUAGCAGAGAGAUUGAUUUGUGCAUAAUAAGUUUUUCUCAUGGAGAUCUGUGCCGACUGUUUACCUGUUUAGAUCAUGGACUGGUUUUGUGACGUCAAGAAGGACAACACCCAGAAAUUAACAUUUUGAUAGUCCUUUUGUUGAGAUUUUUUUACCUAUUAGUGGGGGUAUAGCCAUAUUUAUAGUAAUCUGCUCCCAUGCCCAGUUCAAAAAUAUUUUGAUGCAUUUGACUGUACGACUGUUACCAGUUAUUUUCUGGAAUUGGUAUCUUGGUUCAUCAGAUGACAGAUAUGCAGCGUUACAAUCAUGAUGGAAAGAGAUUCAGGCCGUCCACGUGGAUUUGGGUUUGUCACAUAUGCAGACCGACGAGCGAUGGAAGAUGCUAUCAGAGAAAUGCAUGGACGGGAGUUUGGUGAAAGGAUCAUCUCUGUCAACAAGGCUCAGCCCAAAAUGGGAGGGGAGGAUGCAGACCGUGGCUUCAGGGGAGGCUACUCAUCUGGUGGCAGGAGAAGCUAUGGUGCAGACAGGCCUGCAGGACUAGAUGAAUGUUUCAAGUGUGGGCGAUCUGGACAUUGGGCCCGUGAUUGCCCUUCUGGUGGUGGUGCCCGAGGUGGGGUUGGAGGUAAACUUUCAUCACGUCACAGGUAUGGGGGAGCUGGUGGACGUGGAGACCACUUUGGAGGAGGUCGUGAUCGACACAUGGAUGACCGGUAUGAUGGAGGGCGUUAUGGAGAUAGGGACCGUUAUGACAGCAGAGAUAGCAAAUAUGGGGGCCGUGAUCGCUAUGUUAAUGACAGGUACCAACCUGGUGGAGAUCGUAUUGCAAGUGAUAGGUAUGGUGGUUCAGAUCGCUAUCCUCAGAAUGGUUAUGGCAAGGACAGAGGCUAUGAAAAAGAUGGUGGUCCACGCGGAGGCAGCGAUAGGUAUGGAAAUGGAGGAGGGCCAGCACGGGAUGACGGAAGAAGCUAUAGAAAUAAAACUGGUCCAUAUGACCGCCCAAACAAAGAUCGCCCUUCUUCCUUUGAUCGUUACUAAUUUAUGGGUCUUUUCUGUAACUUUUAGGUGUAAAACCUAUUUUAGGUAACUUGGUUUUUGGCUCUCUUUAAGUCAUGUAGGAUGGUGCUUUUGCAAUGAGCAGCAAGUUAGAUGAACUGCAAAAUUUUGAAUUUCCAAAUUUUUAUUUAAUUCGGAUUUAAUUUA
Messenger RNA from Pistacia vera, 1685 nucleotides. RefSeq names its product glycine-rich RNA-binding protein RZ1C-like. Bases 792 to 1520 code for a protein of 242 amino acids. The record is from RefSeq and is a predicted model, not a curated record. The transcript has 3 exons. NCBI's taxonomy places the organism in Eukaryota, Viridiplantae, Streptophyta, Magnoliopsida, Sapindales, Anacardiaceae. Gene Ontology annotation, molecular function: RNA binding; zinc ion binding.